Messenger RNA from Prorocentrum cordatum, 3284 nucleotides. NCBI's taxonomy places the organism in Eukaryota, Dinophyceae, Prorocentrales, Prorocentraceae. The record is from the annotation of a GenBank genome assembly.
AGCCAUUUCGGCUUCAGUUUUGUCGGGGCCUGGGGCGCGUGGAGGGUCGCUCGGGACGGGGCGCGCCCAGGGGGGGCGGGCCCAGCUUCGGCGGCAUGGCGGACCCCGCUCAGGUUGCGCAGAUGGGGCAGCUGCUGGCGCAGACCGUGAGCGGCAACACGCAGGCCAUGCAGUCCGCGGAGCAGCAGCUGAGGGCCGCGGAGAUCACGCCAGGCUUCGGUCUGAUAUUGCUGCAGAUGCUGCAGGGCGCAAACAUCGACCCCUCUGUCAGGCAAGCUGGUGCAAUCUAUUUCAAAAACUACAUCCGGCGGCAGUGGCCCGUGGAAGGCGUGGCCGGCGCGGGCGUCUCCGCUUCCGACAGGCAGGCCAUCAAGCAGCACUUGCUGUCCCUGAUGCUGCAGGCGCCGAAGCCCGUCCAGGUCCAGCUCUCCGCCGGCCUGGAGGAGAUCUCGUUGACCGACUACCCAGGGGAGUGGCAGUCUCUGCUUCCAGAGAUGGUGCAGCACCUCAAGGCCUCCCAGGACAUCAACGUACUCAAGGGCGCAAUGCAGACCGCGCACACGGUAUUUCUUAAGUUUCGGUCGCAGUGCAGGAGCGAUGCAGUCUUGAAGGAGAUCAAAUACACGGUCUUGGGGUUCCAGGAAACGCACUUGGCAGUAUUCAAGGCGGCCUGCGAGCGGGUCCUCGCCCCGGGGCUCCCCGCGGAUCAGUUGGCCGCCCACGUCGACCUGCUCAUCAGCACCAUCGGUGUCUUCCAUUCGUUGAUCGUGGUUGACUUGCCAGAGUUCUUCGAGGAUCACAGUAAGGAUUACCUUCAGGUUUUCCUCGAGCUCCUCAAGUUCCAGCACGACGCUGUCGCUGGCAAGGGGGACCAGCAGGGCCCGCUGGAGCAGCUGAAGGGUGCUAUUUGCGAGUGCUUCGCGCUGUACACCGACAAGUACCAGGAGGAGUUCCAGCCGUUCCUCAUGCCGGUGGUCAAUGCGGUGUGGACGCUCCUCGUGGGGCUCACCCAGCAGGAGAUGAACGACCAGCUCGUGGGCAGUGGCAUUCGAUUCCUGUCAUCGGCAUCUGCAACGAAUUGGCCACAGCAGCAGUCGCCGUUCGCAGACCCUGCCGUGCUGUCUGGCAUCUGCGAGAAGGUGGUGUUCCCAAAUAUACUCCUCCGCGAUUCGGACAUCGAGCUGUUUGAGGACAACCCCUUGGAGUAUGUCCGAAGAGAUAUGGAGGCUGCCGACUUGGAGAGCAGGAGACGGAGUUCGAUGGAUUUGGUGAAGGCCAUGGGCACCCAUCACGAAGCCAAGGUCACCGAGAUUCUGAUCGGCUACGUCAAGGAGCUGAUGACGCGUGCCACGCAGGUGGCGCCAGAGCAGGCCGAGAGGUUCAAGGACGCGUGCAUCUACCUGUGCAUCGCCAUGGCGGUCCGCGGCCAGACGCAGCGAGACGGCGUGACCGUGACGAACGCGAACGUCAACGUGCUGGACUUCUUCAGCGGCCUCGUAGCGCCCGAGCUGCGCUCCGAGCAGCCCCUGUCGCAGCGCCCCGUCCUGCGGGCCUCCUGCCUGAAGUUCGUCACGGUCUUCCGGAACCAGCUGCCCCGCGAGCAGGUCGGCUCCGUGCUGGCGGCGAUCUGCGCCCACGUGAAGUCGCCGAGCCCCGUGGUGCACACCUACGCUGCAAUCUGCAUCGAGAAGCUGGUCACGGUGCGCGACCGCAGCGCCCCUGCGGGCCCGUCGGCGCUGCGAUACGACGCCGCGUCCAUGAAAGCCAGCUUGCUGGGCACCGUGGAGCCGAUGUUGCAGGUCAUCGCGCAGGCCCAGGGCAUCCAGCAGAACGAGUAUCUGAUGAGGGCGGUCGCUCGCAUCUUCUCGUUCCUGAAGCAGCAGGGCGCAGAAGCUGGUCUCGCGACGCUCCGGCCGCUGUCUUCGAUCCUGAUGGCCCACGCUGCGAACCCCAUGAACCCAGUGUUCAACCACAACCUCUUCGAGGCCAUCGCGUCGAUUGUGAGGGUCUGCGUGCCGGCUCAGCCGGACGCGGUCGAAGCCGUGCUCCUGCCAGCGUGCGGCCAGAUCCUGGAGAAGAACGUCGCGGACUUCCUGCCGUACACGUUCCAGAUCUUGGGCCUGCUGUUGGACGCGGCGCCGACCGUGAAGCCACUCUACCAGGAGCUGUUCGCGCGGCUGCUCGCUGUCGACCUGUGGCGCGCCCAGGCAAACGUCCCGGGUCUCAUCCGACUGUUCCGGGCGUAUUUCGCCAAGCACGCGACGUUCGCUCAGCUGCUGACCGCGCACAUGCAGAGCAUAUUCGAGCGGUUCCAGCUGGUCCUCUGCAACAGGAAGACGGAGAGCAGCGCGUUUGACCUCAUCAAUGCCAUGUACUUGAAUCUGCCUCUGGAGGCGUACCAGGGCUUCCUCAAGACCCUGCUGACAGUUAUCCUCACCAGGCUGCAGAGCAGCAAGUCGCCGAAGUUCCGGAAGGACUUCGCGGUCUCGAUGUCCCUGCUGGCCCAUAGGACGGCGCCUGCGGUGGUCCCAGGCCUGCUCGGGGAGAUCCAAGCGGGCCUGCUGGGCAACCUGCUGUCCACCGUCUGGCUGCCCGCGCUGAAGAUGUCCCUGCGUCUGGACGAGCGGAAGGUGUGCGCCAUGGGGCUCUUGAAGCUCACUGGGGUGCCGGAGGUGUCGCAGAACCCGCAGCUGCUCUCCGGCUGCUACAGCGCCUUCGUCGCGCUGCUGGGCCUGAACUCGGCCACGACCGCCAAGGACGCGGCCGAGGACGGCUCGGACAACGAGGGCGCCCCCGCGGACGGCGGCGCCGGGCUGGACUACGAGGUGUCCUUCAACAAGCUGAGGAACACCGACCUGCCCGGGGCCGCCGCCGGCCUCGCGCCGGACGUGCCCGACCUGCACGGCGCCGUGCGGGCGGCGCUGCAGGCGCAGAGGCCGGCCUUGGCGCAGCUAGCGCAGGCCAGCGCGGAGUUGCAGCCGCUGGCAGCCUUCGUGCAGUAGGAGCAGAGCUGCAGCUGCAGGUGGGUGCGCUCGCGGCCGCGGCCGCCUGGCCGCCGCCACGCCUGGCACGGCGGGGCCGACCCUCGCGGUGAGGCGGCCGCUGGCGGGCCGUGCGGACCUGAGAGGGUUCGGCUCGAGAGCGGGGCGCGCGCCGGGCGCCGCCGCCACCAGACUCAACGGGGUGGGGGGGGCGCGUCGGGCGCCGCCGCCACCCGAAGAGUCGCCCCGAGAGUCGUCCCCUCCUGCUCCUCCUGCUCCUCCUGCUCCUGCUCCUGCUCCGCC